Alternaria ethzedia is the source of this 708-nucleotide messenger RNA. RefSeq lists its product as uncharacterized. The record is from RefSeq and is a predicted model, not a curated record. NCBI's taxonomy places the organism in Eukaryota, Fungi, Ascomycota, Dothideomycetes, Pleosporales, Pleosporaceae. The transcript has 2 exons. Bases 1 to 708 code for a protein of 235 amino acids.
AUGGCCGCCCAAUACGUGCUGGCUGGCCUAGCAGCUGCGGGACUGGCUUUCUGGUAUGACUUCAAGAGCUGGCAAAGCUUUGGAACUGGUGGCACGCCUCCAACACUACAAGGCUACAUCAAGAUCCGUCGAUGGGGACUCUAUCUGCUCUACACGCGCCAGAACCUGCUCGAUGCAUCUCCAAUUCCUAAUACGGGCGCGUCUUACAUCAAUCCCCAGAAGGUGCCGGACCGCGUUGGCAGUAGACCAGGACUUACACGCUGGACGCUACCACAACGCCAGUUCCCAGAGAAGAUCACACCUGGCGCUUCCACCACUCUUCACGAUCUCAUGCGCGAGUUUGCGGAUACAAAGGCGUACUCGGAGUACAUUGAGACGCGACCGAGCAAGACCGAAGGCGGCACUGGACCUGCCAUCUACGUCAAACCAGACGUCAAGACCAUCAACCCUGUCGCGCACAAGAUCUUCUACGAGGUCGCGCACGUGCACCCAGCCGAGAACUCACUCCACGUAUACGUGAGCCCGCAAGACGCGAGGCUGGUGAUGAAGAGGGGCUGGGGACAGCGCUUUCCAGUGACCUGGUUGGCACCGCCGAGCUGGAUCAUGGUAUAUGCGCCGAGGAACGAAGAGGAAGUGGAGACUGUGAGGGAGAUCGUCAGGACUGCAGUUUGCCAUGCUGUCGGGAUGAAUGUCGAUGCUAGAGUUUGA